This is a messenger RNA of Tympanuchus pallidicinctus (lesser prairie-chicken), 1812 nucleotides long. RefSeq names its product SLAM family member 8-like. The transcript has 4 exons. The record is from RefSeq and is a predicted model, not a curated record. Gene Ontology annotation, cellular component: external side of plasma membrane. Gene Ontology annotation, biological process: T cell activation. Bases 291 to 1037 code for a protein of 248 amino acids. Lineage: Eukaryota; Metazoa; Chordata; Aves; Galliformes; Phasianidae.
GAGCUGUUGGGAAUGGGGGAACGGUUGGACUGGAUGAUCUUUUAGGUCUUUUCCAACCUUGGUGAUUCUAUGAUGGUCUCUCUGAUGACUCCUUGUGACAGAAACUGGUUGAUUGAGGAAGUAGAGCACGCCUGCGCUCUGCAGAGCGUCAGCAGAAGUUAAAACGGGCAGCUUUUGGUUUUCAGUUUUAGUGAUAGUAGCUGGCGAUCGCUAUGGCUUCAUGAAAAUGUUUCUGUAGGUGGAAAAGUCAGACCUGCAGCUGGGGGGUGCUGCUGGGGGGGUUGUUUGCGAUGUUCGGUGUGGAUUUUGGACACCAACAUGGAAUGAAGGCGGCAGUGGUGCUCACGGGGCAGCUUCUUGUUUUCUUCGUGAAAGCAGCAUGGGCGCAGCAGGACCAGACACACGUGAAAGAGCUUAGCGGGGGGGUGGCCUACCUCAUCCCCAGAACCCAGGGCUCCUUCCAGAAAGUUGAGUGGCGCUUUGGCAAGGACCUGAAAAUUGCCAUCCAUGAGAGUGGGGAAAAGGUCCGCUACCCCAAUGGCCCUUACAAGGGUCGCCUGAAACUCUUCUCCAACAACACCCUGAGGAUGGACCACCUGAGGAAAGCCGACAGCAACACCUACUGGGUGUAUAUGGAGGAUAGUGCGGGCACAGAGCACACUGAAAGCAUCCAACUGCAGGUGUAUGACGCGGUCCCCAAACCCACCAUAAAUUUCGUGGUGGAUGAGAGCAACCCGGAGAGCUGCAGAGUCACCGUGAAUUGCUCAGUGGGGUUGAUGGAUGUCACUUACGAGUGGUUGCCUCCCAAGAGGAUCGCAUCAAAUAACGGCAGUGAGCUGUUCCUCACCUUCAGCCCCUUGAUGGAAGUCUACACCUGUGUAGCCAAGAAUCCCAUCUCCUCCAACAGCUCUAGGCUGAUCCACAGGCAUCCCUGCUCCUGGGAAGCUGAGUCCUCUGCUGCCACUACCUCCACCAAGACCAGUGUGCUGGUGUCCCUGGGAUGUCUCCUCCUUCUCCUGCUCACUCCGCCAUCAUGAUGCAUCGCAGUUGAUGCCUAUCCUCCUUCCACUGUCACAUUCCUGCUUUGGGACCAGUGUGGAUGCAGCACUCUGACCAUUGAGAGACUGCAGUUCUCCAGGAAUCCAUCACAACCAGCACCCAGGACACGCAGUCCAGUGACCCACGUGCUGUGCCAACAUCUCAACCUUUGCUAUGCAACCGUGAAUGGUUUUUCAUGGGUACUCCAUAUCAUGAUAACUGUUAGAGCUGGGAGGGGUUCCAGAGAGCUGCAGCCUUCCUCCCUUAAAUAUCUGCCAAAACUGUCAGUGCACCAUAGGUGUUCAGCAGUGAUAUCCUAAUCGUUGUGCCCCACAUUGGGUGCCAUUGGGCCACACUGGAAUCUCUUGUUCCACGAUGGGGUGGGGUGUUUGAUUGAGAUAAAGAGAAACUAAUGUAUGAGAACUGGCAAAGGAAUGUGAGAUGAUACAGUAUAAAAGGAAUCAAGGGUAAUAAACAAAUGGGAGAGGGACACGGGCUUCUGACCAUGCUGUGGGAUGGUGGCACAGUCAGAAGUUUAUGUCACAUCCCCCCUCCUGGAAACUACAUGGGAAUGACCAGAGCUGACAGGAUUUGUAGCUUUCAGCUCUCAGGAACCAGGAAACACAGCCCUCCCAGCUCUGACAGUUCACUGCAGGAUGUUAUGAUAUGGAAUAUCAAUGAAAAACCAUGACAGCCACAGGGACUGUCUUUCACAACGAUGCUUUGAGAACACCAGCAAAACAAAUCAAUAAAUUGAUGGUUAACUGCUCAAAA